AUGUUGUUCAACAAGGUCUUCGCCAUCUCAGCCGUCUCCACCCUUGCUGCCGCCACAGCCAUCCCACGCACCGACGGUGGAGGUGGUGAUAGUGGUACCGUUUGUUGCCAACAGGUCCAAACGGUAUCGACCGUCGAAUCGGGUCCUUUGGGACCAAUUUUGGCCCUGCUCGGGAUCGUCCUGGGCCCCCUCGACGCCCUCGUCGGCCUUAACUGCAGCCCCAUCACUGUCAUUGGAAGCGGCAACGGUGCCUGCUCUAGUGGAACUACCGAAGUCAAUUGCGCCGACAACAGCCACGGAACUCUUAUUAGCAUCGGAUGUGUUCCCGUCAUCCUCUAA
This is a messenger RNA of Marasmius oreades (fairy-ring Marasmius), 339 nucleotides long. RefSeq lists its product as uncharacterized. The coding region runs from base 1 to 339 and encodes 112 amino acids. The record is from RefSeq and is a predicted model, not a curated record. Lineage: Eukaryota; Fungi; Basidiomycota; Agaricomycetes; Agaricales; Marasmiaceae. Gene Ontology annotation, cellular component: fungal-type cell wall. Gene Ontology annotation, molecular function: structural constituent of cell wall. The transcript has 3 exons.